UUCAGCAUGACGAUAGCCAGCAUCGACCAGAUCUCAGAAGUCAACAUGGACUACACGAUCACGAUUUUCCUGCGGCAAUACUGGCAGGACCAGCGGCUGGCGUUCUCCGGGACUAACAAGUCCCUGAGCCUGGACGGGCGGCUGGCGGAUAACCUCUGGGUCCCGGAUACCUUCAUACCUAACGCCAAGGAGUCGUUCCUGCACAAGGUUACCGUGGAUAACAGGCUGAUACGGCUGUAUCCGGACGGUAGGAUCAUAUACGGGCUAAGGAUCACGGCGAAGGCAGAGUGCGACAUGGACCUGCGGAAGUACCCCAUGGACGAACAGAACUGCACCCUGGAGUUCGAGAGUUACGGGUAUAACUUCCACGACAUGGUGUACCUGUGGCGGCGGGGCAAGUCAUCCAUCUCCGGUCUCACCACGCUCAAGCUGCAGCAGUUCAACGUCGGGAGCUUCAACGUACACAGCUCCUUCGCGCGAUACGAAACAGGGGAUUUCCCGAAGAUCGUGUUUAGUUUCGAGAUCCAGCGUCAGGCGUUUUACUUCAUCCUACAGACGUACAUCCCGUCCAUCCUGCUGGUGGUCCUCUCAUGGGUCUCCUUCUGGAUCAACCCGGAUGCAGUACCGGCGAGAGUCGCACUGGGCAUCACCACGGUGCUGACCAUGACCACGCUGAUCACAGGCGCGCGCCAGGCGCUGCCCAAGAUCUCCUACAUCAAGGCCAUCGACGUGUACCUGGUCAUCUGCUUCCUCUUCUCCUUCGCGGCGCUGCUGGAGUACGCUGUCGUAAACUUCCAGUCGUCACGAAUUGCGGCAGCGAUCAAGAGGGAAAAGGAGAAGGACAAGGACGGACUGCAGGAAAUCAAAGUCGAUAAGAUGGGUAAGACCUGGGACUCCGGGUGCAACCCCUCUGAGCUCGAGCCGCUCGGCAACGGCGGAGGCAACCUGCAACCUCUCACCGUCUGCAACCAAGUCAGCACCAACAGCAACAAGGCCGCCGAGCUCGGGGACGUUCGGAUCAACUCGCUAAACAUCGACGACUGUCGGGAAAAGUCGGGAGAAGUCGCCGAUGACGACAUGAAGAAGUCGACGAGCAUCGGAGAUCAGAUCGCCGUGGUCGUGCGUCGGCUGAGUGACGUCACGCGCAUGGUUCAGGUCAGCACCAUCGACAACUGCGCCAGAUUCGCGUUCCCCGCCAUGUUCGCCGUCUUUAACAUCGUCUACUUCAUGUACUACUGUAUGUGAGGGUACCAUAUGUUCCGGGAACGUGGUCAUGUACUACUGUAUGUAAGUUCCGGGAAUGUGGUCAGUUAAACCUCCUUGGUUCCAGGAACGUGGUCUACUUCAUGUACUACUGCAUGUGAGGUUCCGGGAAAGUGGUGUACUCCAUGUACAUGUACUACUCCAUGU
Molecule: messenger RNA, 1410 nt
Organism: Branchiostoma belcheri (Belcher's lancelet)
Lineage: Eukaryota; Metazoa; Chordata; Leptocardii; Amphioxiformes; Branchiostomatidae
Product: gamma-aminobutyric acid receptor subunit beta-3-like
Exons: 7
Coding region: 7-1245 (412 amino acids)
Biological process (GO): chemical synaptic transmission; nervous system process; regulation of membrane potential
Cellular component (GO): GABA-A receptor complex; membrane; synapse
Molecular function (GO): neurotransmitter receptor activity; extracellular ligand-gated monoatomic ion channel activity; GABA-A receptor activity
Source: RefSeq, a predicted model, not a curated record